CCCUGUUUAGAUGUAGAUCAGCUGGGACAAUAACAACAAUAACAGCCGAUAUCGGGGUCGGAACAGCGCUUUUAUAAAUGGACCGCGCCCGGUGUGAACACCCCACGGAACCGCGGAUGGUCUUUUAAACGAUGAGGGUUUAUUUCACCGGUUUAUUUCCUUACAUUUCCAGAUUAGUCAAACUGCUUCCUGCGUGCCCCACCAAAACGAGAGGGUUGGAGAAUUGCAGCUAAUAACCCAGCUAGCAUGCUAAUCUGCCCUAUAUUUUCAUAUUCAACCAUACCGCUUUACACUCCGCUUAACUGGCUUUCGCGUCAUUACAUCUGUUUGCAAAAUGCUUCUGGGUUACAGUGUCGGUUUUGAAUUGUUGAUAUUUUUAUUUCGAUAGCCCACUGUUGUAAUGCUGCUAUAAAGUUUUACUAUCAAUUUUACUAAGCCCUUACUUAUGUGUAAGGAGAAAUACUAAUGUUUUAAAUACUUAAAUAGCUAUUUUCUCGGCUUGACUGUGUAGUUUGUUAACUUGUUUGUUGUUAAGCUAGCUCGUUAGCAGGGGUUGUGUUAGGUGCAGUGUGGCCAGGCCUCGCGGCUGUACUGUACUGACAGGACAGAUGACAACAAAAGAUUAGCUUGCUCCCAUGCUAGCUCGCUAACCCCCUGCGUUUAUUUCUGACACGGCUCAUUUUCGACUAUUUAUUUUUUAAUAUAUGAGCUAUAUCAGUUGUUAUGCAUUUAGCUCAGUUUUAUUUGCCAAAUUUCCUGUUUGGCAUAACAUCCUGUGUUUCUGUGUCACCACCAGCCUUAAAGUGGUGGUGAGCAGUUAGCUUAUUAUCUAGGUAAUAUUGCUAGUUAUAAUGCAUUUGUAAUUGCUUGUUUAUAAGAUGGACAACGCAGAAAGGGGAACUUUUUUUAAGCAAUGUUAACCCAUAACCAAGCAAACUUUUAAGGGGUUUUAUUAUUGUUUACUAUCAAACCCAAGAGUGUGCUGAAACUCAAGUUGCAGCAUUUUAGUGUGCAACCCUUGACGUCCAUUAAAGGGGUUUUAAGUGACAAACUGCAAUGUCAGAGACUCUGAUCACGGGCCACACAUCAGAGGAUCUGUUGGCUGACUUUGAGACUCUGCUGAACUCUGGGAGCAUUGACCUGGCUGAGGACCACCAGAUAGUGAUCAUCACCAGCCCCAGCAAUGAGGGACUCCACCCGAUCGCAGCCCCCACCAGCACGGGGGAGAUCCUGCUGUUUGCCACGCCACAGGGCCCCGUUGAUGUCCAGGACAAGAGGCGACCGGCCCUGGGGAGACCUCCGGUAAAGAGGAAGUUGGACCUGGAUAGUGACCAUCAGUAUUUUAGCACCACUCGCCCGUCCAUAGGCCAAGCACCGCCCUCCACACCUGCCCCUCCGAGAGUCCCUCGAACAACGACGGAGAAGUCCCGCUAUGACACUUCGUUGAACCUGACCACCAAGCGCUUCCUGAACCUUCUGUCCCAGUCUACUGACGGCGUGGUGGACCUGAACUGGGCCUCGCAAGUCCUCGAUGUCCAGAAGAGACGCAUCUACGACAUCACCAACGUGCUGGAGGGAAUCCAGCUCAUCUCCAAGAAGUCCAAGAACAACAUCCAGUGGCUUGGUAAUCGAGUUGAUGCGGCAGUGGUUUCCCGCCAUAAGGAGCUGCAGAGGGAGGUGUGUGACCUCACAGAGGCUGAGGAGCAGCUGGACGACCUCAUUUCAAAAUGCAACCUACAGCUGCGACUGCUCACAGAGGACCAGCAGAACAAGAAGUUGGGCUAUGUGCGCUGCCAGGACCUGAAGAAGUCGUUUGACUCCCCGGACCAGCUGGUCAUGGUGAUCCGAGCUCCACCAGAGACCCAGAUGCAGGUUUCAGAACCCAGCCAGGGUUACCAGGUGUCCCUGAAGAGCACACGGGGGCAAAUCGACGUCUUCCUCUGUCCAGAAGAAAGUUCCGGCGUCUGCAGCCCUGUGACAGGAAGUAGUCCCUCCAAACCCGAUUCCGACCCCUCCCUGGUCCCGCCUCCCUCACAACCCAUGGACCAAUCGCAAGCCAGAACAUCCGCAGCCGCUCUUGAGGUGGGUUUAUCAUCUCCAGCGUCCACGUCGUCCACGGUGACAGCCACCUCCCAGCAGGACCCCUCCUCCAUGGCGUUAGGGGAGGAAACAGAAUCUCUCCUGGGAGGCGACCCGUUCUCCAGCCUCGGAGACAUGCCCGACUUCAACCUGUCCCCCCUCUCCUCCUCGGAUUUCCUGAAUGGAGACGGCCUCCCUCUCCCAUUGGACGGUUUUAUCAACCUGUCCCCGCCUCACAGUCACGACUACCACUUUGGAUUGGAGGACAAUGAGGGCAUCAGUGAACUGUUCGAUUGUGACUUUGGCGACCUAUCGCAAGUGUUGGGAGACAGUUAGAUGAAGGAGACGAGGAGGAGGAGCAAGGAGACUUCUAGAUUUCUUCCCUCCUUCCCUAUAGGCUUCAAAUUGAGGGCUGCAAAUCUUUGUCAAAAACACAAUCUUAAUGUUUUAAGUGUGCCGGGAAAAUGUUUUGUGUAAAAAUCUCAGUCCCUAAAAUAACAUUAUUAGCACUUCUCUGGCCAUUACAAUUUUAGACCAAGAAUUUAGCUUUAGUAUAGCUAUUUAAAUUAUUUAUAUGAAUGUUAUUUUGAUAUUUCUUUUGUUAUUGAUAAUGUUUAAUCCAAGUGGAUGAGCAGGUGUUGGUGUGUGGAGUAUGGACUCAUAGGGCUGGUUUCCUUUACACCAACGAGAUGCAGAUACAAAUCACAAGGCUGGUUUUUAGACAUUGUUUCUCCAAGGGGGAAAAUGUAGCAUCUCACAGCUGAAGGUCAUCUAUAAACUAUCAUUAUGAGCGGUAUAGAUUCAGUGUGGGACUAUCCUUAAGGCAGUUUCACACUUUCAAUAUUCUUUUCCACAAAAGAGUGGUGCAGGAAUAAGUCCUGAAUCCAGAAACGAGUUAGCAUUUUAGCCGGGUUCCAUCCUCUCGAAGUCGAAGUUUUUUUUUCUGGUUGCCUAAAAUAAGGUCUGUUGUUAACAUAAGCUUACAAGAUUCUUACAUUUUGUUCUACCACAUAAAAUAUGUCAGUUAAUACUUCACUGGUGAAUGUCUGGUGCUAACAAGGGGCAAAAUGAACUUACGGUCAUCACUACGAACACGGUGGAUGUAGUUCCUUUAUAGCCUAACGUUAGCUUUUUACCUGCGCUUCAGCUAUUCUAAAAGUGAUGUUAUCAUGCUGAACAAAACGAGCAAGUGUUUACCACAGAUCUCAUUUCACACAGAAAUCCCAUUUAUUUUUGUCAAAGAAGCCCUUGCAAUGCUAACAUCUUGGUCAGUCUACAAAAAAAGAGCAUCACUACCCCACUCUAUGAUGUCAUUAUGAGCACAAAUGUAAAGGCUAAACUAAUAAUCAGUUCAACCUCAAACACUGGAAUCCUGACUGCUUUCUCUAACGAUCAAGAUGUCAUUGCCCCAACUUAAAGGAAUAAAUCACCCUUUCAAUA
This is a messenger RNA of Trematomus bernacchii (emerald rockcod), 3519 nucleotides long. RefSeq names its product E2F transcription factor 1 (gene e2f1). The transcript is spliced from 7 exons. The record is from RefSeq and is a predicted model, not a curated record. Lineage: Eukaryota; Metazoa; Chordata; Actinopteri; Perciformes; Nototheniidae. Gene Ontology annotation, biological process: regulation of transcription by RNA polymerase II; G1/S transition of mitotic cell cycle. Gene Ontology annotation, cellular component: Rb-E2F complex. Gene Ontology annotation, molecular function: protein dimerization activity; RNA polymerase II cis-regulatory region sequence-specific DNA binding; DNA-binding transcription factor activity, RNA polymerase II-specific. The coding region runs from base 1057 to 2415 and encodes 452 amino acids.